Rubroshorea leprosula is the source of this 911-nucleotide messenger RNA. NCBI's taxonomy places the organism in Eukaryota, Viridiplantae, Streptophyta, Magnoliopsida, Malvales, Dipterocarpaceae. The record is from the annotation of a GenBank genome assembly.
GGUUCGAUUCCAGCAAGCAUGUCAUCUAUGACAUUCUUGAGCCAUUUGAACUUGUCUUAUAAUGAUCUUUCAGGAUCAAUUCCAUCAACAAACCAGUUCCAAACCUUCAAUGAUCCAUCCAUUUUUGAAGGAAACCCAAAACUUUGUGGGGCUCCAUUGCAGAUCAACUGUUCAAUACACAGAAGUGAUGCUCCGGAUGACAAAACUGACAAGGGCAGAAACGGCGAGAAUAUUUGGUUCUACAUAGGAGUGGUGUCUGGAUUUGUGGUGGGAUUUUGGGCUGUCUUGGGAACUUUGGUGAUCAAGAGGUCUUGGAGACAUGCUUACUUUCGGUUUGUGGAAGAAAUGACAGACAGGAUCUGCGUCUUCACUGUAGUGAAGGCUACUUGUUUGCAGAAGAUGCUGAAGGGUGAAAGAAGCUGAGACAAUAUAUGGCAAAGGUACAUAUAUAACUUUCACUUCUACUUACACAUAGUACUUGUAUAACCCAUUUUAAAUUAUAAGCUUUUGUUUGUUCUUUCAGACAAUAAAUUGAGGUCUUCGAGGUUUAUCAAUUAUACUCCAAAAAGCAAUUUGGACUGCUGCAAACUAUACUGUCUUCCUUGAAGGCUUUGGAUUAUGAAGACAGAUGACUAGUUUGGUGGAUGUUUACUUUGUGAUGCCAAUAAUAAUAGGCUAACAUCAGCCUUCAUAUUUUUGUUGUUUUUGUUGUUUUUUUUGUCACGGAAUGUCUAUGUUUUCCAUCCGCUGUUAUCUGGUUUGGAGUAUCGAUGAAAAAUGUCUUGUUUAUGUUAUUUUGAACUAUUGAAUUUGAUGUUUUGUGUGAUUCUUAUGCAACCUAAGUUUAUUCAAUUUCUUAAAAAGCAAGACAUAAAAACGGUUUUUUUUUUUAAUGAAAAAGCAUUGCUAUG